Nicotiana attenuata is the source of this 1199-nucleotide messenger RNA. Its product is annotated as E3 ubiquitin-protein ligase RMA1H1-like. NCBI's taxonomy places the organism in Eukaryota, Viridiplantae, Streptophyta, Magnoliopsida, Solanales, Solanaceae. The transcript has 2 exons. Bases 159 to 905 code for a protein of 248 amino acids. The record is from RefSeq and is a predicted model, not a curated record. Gene Ontology annotation, biological process: ubiquitin-dependent protein catabolic process. Gene Ontology annotation, cellular component: endoplasmic reticulum. Gene Ontology annotation, molecular function: ubiquitin protein ligase activity; ubiquitin-like protein conjugating enzyme binding; metal ion binding.
AUCCCUUCAUUCUAUCUUCACUACUUGCUUUCUCCAUCUAAAAACCUCCAUUUUCUUUUAGCUUUAGCUCAGUCAGCACAACAUUACAAAGGACAAUAUUCUUAAUUUAAAUAUAUUCAGGCACUAGCAAUCAAGAAAAUUACAUCGAAAAGCAGGACAUGGCCCUAGAUCUUCAUUUCCGAGAGCAAAUAACAGAGACAGCUUUUGACGAGCGUGAUACUCCCUUAGAGAAGUGGAAGACGACGUGUGAUGAUGACCUCGAAGACAAUCCCUCUGGUGGUUUUGAUUGUAACAUAUGCCUGGAUUGUGUGCACGAUCCCGUGGUUACAUUUUGUGGUCACCUCUAUUGCUGGCCUUGCAUUUACAAGUGGAUUCAAUUCCAAAGCAUUCCUUCAGAAAAUUCGGAUCACCAACAGCCACAAUGCCCUGUUUGCAAGGCUGAAGUCUCACAGAAGACGUUGAUUCCACUCUAUGGCCGCGGCCAAGCUACAAAGCCAUCUGAAGAUGACGUUCAUAGUAAUGCUAUGGUCAUACCACAAAGACCUCCAAGUCUGAGAUGUGGCGGUCACACGGUGAUAACAACUACCAAUUCAUAUUCAUCCCAACAACUUCACCAUCGAAGUAAUUCGCCGCAGCCUCAAACUCAUCAGCCCUACAUGGCCUCACCCAUGCUCAGCUUUGGUGGCACGUCAUCAAAUGUGUUAAAUCCCAUGAUUGAGGAAAUGGUUUAUGCACGAGUAUUUGCAAACGCAUCACCAACGUUGUAUUCAUAUCCAAACUCAUAUCACCAAGCAGGGAGCAGUAGUUUGAGAAUGAGACGGCAACUAUUACUUGCUGAUAAAUCACUUGGUAGAGUAUAUUUUUUCCUCUUCUGUUGCGUAGUGGUAUGUCUGCUCUUGUUUUGACCACUUUUUCUGCUACAUUUGUAUACAUUUAGAAAUAUGAGUACAAUAGUGGAUGAUGAAAUAUACGGGCUUGGCUCAAUGUGACACGUCAAGGAAGCUUUUCCAUCUUUAUUCUGGCUAGGAUUUAAGUCAUAUGCACGGGCAAUGUAAAUAUUAUUUUACACUAUUAGCGAAUUUAACCUGUGAUAGCAAGUUAGUUACGGCCAUUUUUAUCCGAUUACCAAGUAGUUCAUAUCAAGAAACCUGUCUGUAAUUAUCUAAGAAGUGAUCUAAUUGUAUAAAAAUCUUUUGUUC